AUGGAAUAUGUCUUGCGGGUGCACACUCCGUUCCGCGAGGAAAACGAUUCUCUGCUCUUGCUCCUACUCGAACAAGGUGCUGGCAUCGACAGUACCUUCGCCACUGGCGCAACCCCGUUGUGGGUUGCAGUGAACCAGCCAAAUACACACCUUUCUCAACGCUGGAUAGCCAAUGGGGCUGACGUCUAUUUUGCUAAUGAUGCCGGCAACACAAUUCUGCAUGUAGCCGCGACUGGUUACAACGAGGAGGUUAUCCGCUCUCUUCUUGUCAAGGGAACAAAUGUUCACUUGAAGCAUGUCGUAGGGUCCAACGUGUAA
Histoplasma capsulatum G186AR is the source of this 318-nucleotide messenger RNA. RefSeq lists its product as uncharacterized. NCBI's taxonomy places the organism in Eukaryota, Fungi, Ascomycota, Eurotiomycetes, Onygenales, Ajellomycetaceae. Gene Ontology annotation, molecular function: protein binding. The transcript is spliced from 2 exons. The coding region runs from base 1 to 318 and encodes 105 amino acids. The record is from RefSeq and is a predicted model, not a curated record.